This is a messenger RNA of Danio aesculapii, 4333 nucleotides long. RefSeq names its product niban apoptosis regulator 2b (gene niban2b). The transcript is spliced from 14 exons. The record is from RefSeq and is a predicted model, not a curated record. The coding region runs from base 327 to 2852 and encodes 841 amino acids. NCBI's taxonomy places the organism in Eukaryota, Metazoa, Chordata, Actinopteri, Cypriniformes, Danionidae.
GCCUCAUGAAGUAAAGUGUGUUUUGACGCCGAACCGAGCAGUGGCUGUGCUUCACGCUGGACCGAAGAAGCAUUACAGUACAUGGAAGUUAUGGAAAAGUGAGCUUUUAUUAAUUCAGUACGCUGCGUAAAAACUAUUUUUGUAACUCGAGCUGUCCCUACUGCUUGAGUAAGAAGAGGGAGGAGCCGCUCGAAUCAACUUGAGUUCAUAUCUUAUCAUAAGACCAAACCAAACCAGCGCCCUGCUGCCUGCGACCACACAACUGCUCCACUGAGGCGAAGCUCACCGAGACAGACCAGAUCAGUCUGCCAACAAACAGCGGCACGAUGGGGGAUUUGAUCUCAACUCAUCUGGAUGAAAGCAAACGGGAGGUUAUAACAGCACGGACAGGAGAGCUGAUGGGAGAGUUUGGCCGGCUCUAUGAACGGCAGUAUGCAGUCGCUCUCUUCAAUCAGAUGCGUUAUGAUGUCGAGGGUGGAGGAGGUCCUCAGCCUCAGCUACUGCACAGGAAGGUGCCUCUUAAGAAUAAAUCCAUCUUCUCUGGAGCUUUAUUUCAAUAUCUAGAAGAGAAUAAAAAGUGGAGAAAUCGUUUUCUCUUUAUUCCUGACUCCUACAACAUCAACUAUUAUGAAAACAAACAGGCCCAUGAGCGAGGGCUGCAUCCAAAAGGCAGCAUUAACUGUGCGGGUUACAGAGUCCUAACCUCUAUGGAGGAAUAUCUAGAGCUCCUAAACACCAGCCUCCCAGGUGUGAAGGCUAAAGUUGGCAGUUCUCCAUUCCUGAAAUGUGCGACUCAGUUCCCUCUCAUCCUCUGGCACCCUUAUGCUCGUCAUUAUUAUUUCUGUGUGGUGACCGAGAAGGAGCAGCAGAAGUGGAGCGCCGUCUUUCAAGACUGUGUUCGGCACACAAACAAUGGUCUGCCUGAGGAGUGUAAAGUUCAGACUCCAGCGUUCACAGAUACAGUGCGGCUCUAUCGACAGGCUCAUGGUCACUAUGGAACCUGGGAUAUGAUGUGUGGGAAGCCUCCACAGAUCCUGGCUAAUCUGGUCAUGGAGACCCUCCUCCCUGAGAUGAGAGACCUCAUAACCCCUAAACUGAAAGGCAAGAUGCACGAGAGACAGAAGAACUGGAUGCUGAUAUCAGAUGCUGUGUAUGGCCUGGUUCAGAGUCAGGCUCAGGCUCAAUAUGAAGUUGUUGUGCAGAGCUGUGAAGCAGGUCGACCUCCUCUGGAAACCACUAUCCGCACAGACAUGGACCAGAUCAUCACUUCCAAAGAACACGUGACCAGCAAAAUACGAGGUCUUGUGUUGCCUAAAGCGGAGAAGCUUCUGAAGGUGAGCAUCCAGCCGUACAUCAGCUCAAUCCUAGAUGCUCUGAUGGAGCCCACGAGCCGAGGCUUCUUCGAGGUGCGAGACCUGUUCUUUAGAGAGCUGGUGGACAUGAGCAAGAACCUCCUUAAUGAUGGAAACAAAGAGAAACUCGGCGAGCACAUGGACAAGAUCUCCAUGCUGGCCUUUCAUCCGGUGAAGAUGCAGAGCGGCUAUGAGAAGAUGGAGAGUCUGAGUUUAGAGGGACUCCAGCAGCGCUUUGACGUUUCCAGCCCGUCUGUGUUUGUCCAGAGAGCUCAAAUCCUGAUGCGAGAGCAAAUGGACGACGCGGUCUACACGUUUGAGCAGCUGUUGCACCAGAGUUUGGAGGACCAGGAAGGAGAAGAUCUCUGUAAAACAAUCCAGCGCUGCCAGGAUCGUGUCAUCAAGAAAUUUGACUACGACAGCAGCACAGUUCGUAAGAAGUUCUUCAGAGAGGCUCUUCUGCAGAUCUUCAUCCCCUACAUGCUGAAACAGCUCUCCCCAUCAUGCUCUGCUGAGCUCCCUCGCUUCCAAGAGCUCAUUUUUGAGGAUUUCUCUCGUUUCAUUCUAGUGGAGAACAUCUUUGAGGAAGUGGUCCUGCACACGGUCAUGAAAGAUAUAAUGAUGGCGGUGAAGGAAGCAGCCAUCCAGAGGAGACACAACCUAUACCGAGACAGCAUUGUUUUAACCAACAGCGAUCCAAACCUUCACCUCCUGGCAGAAAACCCAGGCAUUGACUGGGCUGAGGAGUAUGGAGGAGGCCAGGAGGAGGCAGGUGGAGAACAUGCUGGAGACCCCGAAGCUCAAAAGAGGCGCAGGAUGAAGCAGGUGGUCUCCAUGAUUCAAUUAGAGGGGACCGCAUCAGUGCUGCCCAACGAGUCGUGCCUGGAAGUGCCCACCGUUGGCAAAAUUCCAGAGGAGGAGACCGAGGUACAUUCAGACCCCUCAUUAUCCCAAAAAUCGGAGAAGCAAGUUCCCAACGGAACCAAAGAGGAUGUGAACAGAAAUGCGGUUGAGGAGAAACCAUCGACAUAUAGAAGUCUGCAAAAAGAGGAUGAGAAGAAGACAGAAAGUUCGCCACAGGACACAGAGAGCAAGUCAGCAAUAGAUUGUGCCAUUCAAGAAGUCGACAAAGCAGUUCAGGAAGAGGAACACGAGAACCGGACGCAGAAAGAGGAAACCGAGGUAAAAGCAGACACAAAUUUCCAAGAAAUGGAAGUAAAUACAAAUAAAGAUACACCUUUAGGUUCAGAGGAUUCAGCCGUUAGGGAAGUGGAGGUCGUAACGGCAUCAGAUCAACAGGAAAAUCACAUUACAGAGGGUAUACAAGACUCCCACACGGAAAAGCCCAUCUGUUCAUUACAGCAGGACGACAGUGGAUUCCAGUCGCCCUCUAAUGAAACGACAGUGGAGAAGCAUCCAAUGGGAAAGCAGGAGUGUAAUGACUCUGAAACGGGCGAGGACACUGGGAAAGGAGAAAGUGCACACGUGGAUCACCAGUAAAAAAAAAAUUAUUAAUGUGUUUUUGUGCCUGUAAACAUUGAGGAAAUGCAUCACACACUGCUCUUAAAGGGAUAGUUCACCCAGAUAUGACUAUAAACUCACUGUUUACUCAACCACAAGUAGUUCCAAACCCUUUAUAUGUUUCUUGUUUCUGUUAACACACAAAAAAAAGAUGUUUUGAAGAAUGUUUGACAUGGUAUUAAACAUUUUUCAAAAUAUAUUAUUUCGUGUUCAACAAAAGAAAGAAAUGAUCCAUGUUUGGAAAAGUGCAGGGUAAUUGAUUUAUUUUUGGAUCAACUAUCCCUUUAAAAGACUUCUGACGAGUGACAGGAGUUUAAUUUUCACUAUAGUCUCACAUUUCUGACCUUAUAGAUGUUAUUUAGUGUCUAUUGUAGUGUCUAUUUGUUUUCUUGUUUUGUGUUCACACUGUCACAAUUUUUGCACUUAGAAAAAAAAAAAAUCACGUCACUUAGUUAGAGCUGGACUCAAUUAUAUACACGUCCUACAGUAGGUCAAAAUUUCUCUCUAUUCAUAAAUACGAUAUCCACCUUUAUUAGAAUUCUUCUAUCAUUUCUGAGUGUGCUGAAAGUCAUGACGUAAAGCAGACACAUGAUGCCUGAUGUUAACAGCAUAUGUUGCCUUAUUUAAACGACGUUGUUGCAUCAGAUUUGUUUUUAGUGAUCCAAACCAUCCGCCUUGCUCGGAAUUCAAACUGAAGACACUGACUUUUAUUUUUUCAUAAGCUUUUUUUAAUGUAGAAGUUAUGCUUAAGCAAUUUUUGUCGUUGCUGAAAAUGGCAUAAGGAAGUGUCAGUUUUCUGCACGGAAGACAAUUUUGAUGCUGCGGUUUAGCUGGUAAAGAAUGCAUUAUUUUAAUUCCAGUUCAAAACCGUACAACUGAAUUCAAGUGGUUUUCCGAAUGCUGGCUUUUCCACUGUUGAGUUUUCUUUUUUAUUACUAUUUUUUGUUUGUUUUUAUGUGUAAUUGCAUUAUCAAGUCUCUGGGUUGCAUGUGCACUGUAGUAGUUUUAGUUCAUGCUGAGGAUACUGUGCUGCAGAGGGUUGUGGGUCUUUGUGGAGAUGCGUGUCAUGUUAAGACAGGUGAGUUUUUUUAUCCAGUUGGCCAAAUCAAUUCAUAUUCAUGUUAGUACAGCGCCACUGUCAGAAAACCAGAUACUAAUGUUAGAUCUUUGUAUUUCAAAUUAAAAUGAUUGAUGUGCAAAUAGUUAUCUUGGUGCAUCUGUCCACAAGUUCCUAGUUUCCUCCUUGCUGUUUGAGAUAUUUUUUUAAGUGCAGUUUUAUCUAUAAAAUGACAAGUACUUUAACUUUGAAUGGAUGUAAUUGAAUAUAUUUUCUUUUAUUUAUUAGUUACAAGCACUUGGUACUAUACUGCAUCUUAACCGUUUUAAUUGUAUGCUACACAAAUCCUUUUGUGACUUAUUUUAUUGUUAUCUUUUGGAAAAAUAAACCAUAUUCACUGACA